Messenger RNA from Plasmodium cynomolgi strain B, 2127 nucleotides. RefSeq names its product DnaJ domain containing protein. The transcript has 2 exons. The coding region runs from base 1 to 2127 and encodes 708 amino acids. The record is from RefSeq and is a predicted model, not a curated record. NCBI's taxonomy places the organism in Eukaryota, Apicomplexa, Aconoidasida, Haemosporida, Plasmodiidae.
AUGGAUGAUGGGCAUGGACAUCGCAGCAGUAGCAGUGGUAGUAGGGAGCCCGGAAGUGAUAAGAGUAGCAAGGAGAAGAAAGAAAAACAUAAGGAGAGGAGAGAAAAACAGAAGGAGAGGAAGGGAGGUAGGAAGGAGGAGGGGGAUAGAGCCCGCCCGAGCACCUCCUCUCCUAGUGGAGCCGGCCCGAGUACCUCCUCUCCUAGUGGGGCCUGCCCGAGUACCUCCACCCCGAGUGGGGCUUCGCCUAGUGGAAGCGACGAACAGGGCAGCGGAUUCUUUAGCAACCUGGGGCUGGGCAACCUCUUCUCCAACAUAGAAAGCCCCUCAUUUUGCAACGAAUAUAAGACAGGGUACUGCCUGGACGAGGAAGCAAAGAAGGUCCUCGGGAAGGACGGAGAUUCUUCCAAUAAAUCAUCCUCCAAAAGGGGAAGCAAACUUGGCGUAGGUCUCGAUGGCACAGGGAUGUUCAGCAGCAGUGCUGCUGGUGCAGCCAAGGAUGGAAGUGGUCUCCCCGAAGGAACCCCCGUGUGUGUAGAUACAACAUAUUAUGAUAUAUUAAACGUUAAACCAACUGCCACAUCUAGUGAAAUUAAAUCCAAAUACUACAAGCUAGCCCUGAAGUAUCACCCUGAUAAAAACGCAAAUGAUCCUGAAGCAAAAAUGAAAUUUCAGAAAAUCAACGAAGCAUAUCAGGUAUUAAGUGAUUCAGAAAGGAGAGCAGAUUAUAACAAGCAUGGAUUAAAUGCAACGAAGGAUAUGGUACUUAUUGAUCCAGCUUUGUUAUUUAUGAUGCUAUACAGUUCAGAUGAGCUAUCCGAUUACAUCGGUACCUUACGUGUAGCUUUUUUUAUCAAAUUAGCAUUCGAAGGAAAUACUACCAUUGAAGAUAUACAUACACAGGGAGGGAAAAUGUUAUCAGAAAUGGAAGUAGAGCAGUCUAAAAGAGAAGUAGAGUUGGCUUUACUUUUAAGAGAUAGGUUACAACCAUAUGUUGAUGGGGAUACAAAAUGGGAGGAUAAAAUGGAAAAAGAAAUUACAGACUUGUUAGAUUCUUCAUUUUCAAGUUCCAUUUUAGAAUCCAUCGGUUGGAAUUACCGUAAUAGUGCUUCUUCGUUCAUUGCUGAGGUGACUACCUUGUGGGGUAUGGGAGCUACUGUCCCUAAUAUACAAGCUCAGAAACGAUCUGUUCAAAAUAACUUGGGUCUGGCUACUUCUAUUAUUAGUACCUUCCUGACUAUGCAUAGGAUGGCUGCUUACAACGAAAUGCAUAACGCUCUUGACGCUGUCAAUGUGGGAGAAAAUGUCACUAUCAUCUCGGUGGGGGGGAAAGAGGGUCACGUGGAAAGUAAAACGAAAAAGAAACACUCAGGUGAGGGUGGAAGUGGGAACGUGCGUGAUAAAUCCAGUAGAGGAGGCCAAUCCAGUAGAGGAGGUCAAUCCAGUGGAGGAGCCCAGUCCAGUGGAGGAGCCCAAUCGAGUGGAGGAGCCCAGUCCAGUGGAGGGGACUACUCGAGUGAUAACUCCACCGGGGGGGGGAAGUUCACCGAUAAAGUUGCAGAUAAAUUUAGUGAUAUGUUUGGAGAGAAAAAGAAGGAAAAAAAAAAGCAUAAGAAGAAGGAGAAGGAAGGGGCGUCCUCUUCGGGAGCGGCAAGGACAACACACUCCAGGAGCAGCAGUAUGGAUGUGAUGCGCUUCGGUUUUCCACGAACGCAACAGGGGAAUGAUAAUAACACAUGGAAACGACUGACAGGACAAAGCAAGGAUUUAGAUCGAGAAGCAUAUCUCGAGAAGAAGAACAAGGAAGCGUUUGGCAUCAUAAUAAAAAAUGUGUUGAAAAUUGUCCUUUGGGAUAUCGAAGGUACCGUGAGGAAGGUGGCGGAGAAGGUCCUUCGUGACGAAGGGGUGUCAAUCAAAGUAAGGUUGCAAAGAGCAAAGGGGUUAAAACUACUUGGGAAAAUCAUGCUUAGAUUGUCCAAGACAAAGAAGGAUAUGAGUGACUCCAAGGAGUUCGAUGUGAAUGAGCUAUUCGAGUCGGUUAUAAUGAAGGCCGCGGAGAAGGCGGCGGCGGAGGAGGCCGCGUCGAGAGGCGAGGAGGAGGAUUUUUUUAAGCGCGAGGCCCACUAG